Molecule: messenger RNA, 1266 nt
Organism: Phytophthora nicotianae INRA-310
Lineage: Eukaryota; Oomycota; Peronosporomycetes; Peronosporales; Peronosporaceae
Exons: 1
Coding region: 1-1266 (421 amino acids)
Source: RefSeq, a predicted model, not a curated record
AUGUCAACUCCGUUGAAGGCUCUGAUCCAGGAGCGGCUGCGAGCAAAGAUGGUUUGUAGACGAACCGACUAUGACGUGGAUGAUAACUACGAGCGUGACUCAGAUCGCGUGCAUCACCAGCCUGUGGAUGUUAUUGAGUACGAUAUCACUAGUCGUGACGAUGAAGACAACAGCUUAAGAAAUACGGGAACUCGUGGAUCUACCUCUCGGCGCAGUAGCGCACCGCAAGGAAAUUAUCCUGUUCGACUUCAGACGCACAUCGAUCCGUCGGCCUACCUAGUUCAAUCGCAUCAUGACGAUCGGCAAUACCCACCCUCGAAUUCAUAUGCAUCCAGCCAGGGUGACCGACAGCGCUUUUCUCGCUACCCUCGCGAACAGUAUCGUGACACGAAUGCAUACGACCAGCAACAGCAUCACCAGAGAGACCAACGCCGACGACAGAUUAGUCACCACCGUAUCCGUGAGUUGCCACCGCGCCAUGAGUAUCUGCCUCGGCAUAUCAGUAGACAGCCAAUUCAAAAUCGUGCUUCUGAAUUACCCUGGCAUCGCUCCGACCAUGGGUCUCCGACGAGCAACAUCAGUUCCACGACCAGAAGUCUCUAUCGUGCUGCGUCUAGCCCAGUACAUUCCCCGUCUUUGCGAGCACACCGGCAGCAAAAGUAUGUCUAUAUCGAUCAAGAUGACUACAGUCAUCAUCGCCGUGACAUUAAGAGUUCUCCCAGGAUCGCAGCAUCCAGCAAUUCGACUCAUCAGACGCAACAUCAGGACUACGAUCAACGUCAGCACUACACCUGGAAGUCUCGUGACCAAGAUUCCCAUCCCACCUAUGAAGUGAGAGACCCUUCUCCGACACGACACCAUGAUCGCGUCGGCUAUCAAACGCCCGACAAAGCCGUUCGGCGGCCCCCAAUGAAUACCAAACAAUCCAUUCAGACAAAAAGUACCAACUCUGGAAACCGCGUAAUUCCCCCGCGGAAACUGCAGUCGAAGGAAGUCACACCCCCAGCCGUCACAAAGAACUUUGAGCAACUAGAGCGACACUCUCCACCCCAGCUAGACAUGGAAAUCAUCGAACCGCCUGCUAAGACUAUUGGUCGGACCCGGGUGUGGGAUGAGAUCAUGUCGCCUGAGAGCCGCCUCGCAGCCAAAGCAUUCGUCGAGAAACGGCAGCGCCGCUCCGAGAAAGGCACCCCCAGGACGAUGGCCACUCAGCGGUGGCUCGAAGUCAUCGACGCCCGAGCCAGUCGGCGUAAGGCCGGUGUGUAG